Molecule: messenger RNA, 1192 nt
Organism: Phoenix dactylifera (date palm)
Lineage: Eukaryota; Viridiplantae; Streptophyta; Magnoliopsida; Arecales; Arecaceae
Product: putative calcium-binding protein CML19
Molecular function (GO): calcium ion binding
Source: RefSeq, a predicted model, not a curated record
GAUACGGCAUCUCUUGGCUAUCCCGCGCCCUAUCCGAAGGUUGACCGUCAGCGCCGCCCUCUCGUCACGGUUGCCUUCUAUUUCCCCCGAGACCGUUCAACUCCCUUUUCCUUUCGUUUUUCUUUCCCUCCGCCCCCGAACCUUCGCCCCUCGCAGCUCGAAGCUCCCCCUGUUUCUAUCCCUCUCGACCAAACCCAACUGUCUCAAGGCCACCGCGUUUCCAUUUGCUACAUAAAUGCCCAUUCCCAUGCCUGCGAGCCGAAGAAGCACAACCCCAGUUCCAGACCACCAGAGGUACAAACAUCUUCUUCAGCCAGACCACCAGAGGUAGAAAUGAUGCUCGCAGUCCCCAAGGACGUUAUUCCCCUUGGCCCAUCCUGCUCGUCGGCACCGCUCGACGUGCAGAGCAAGAAUCCUCCGUCGUUUAUCAGCAAAUUACGGGUCCUGCUGUCGCCGAAGAAGAAGCCGGCCGCGCUAUUGCGAGUCCCUAGCGGUAGCACCAUCUCGAGGCUGUCGACGUCGUCGGGUGGCAGCGAACGCGAGCUGGAGCGAGUGUUCCGCUAUUUCGACGAAAACGGCGACGGUAAGAUAUCGCCUGCGGAGCUUCGGAGCUGCAUGAGGACGGUGGGGGAGGAGCUGUCGCAUGAGGAUGCGGAGGCCGUCGUGGCGUCGUCGGACUCUGACGGCGACGGCUUGCUUUGCUACGACGAUUUUGUGAGGCUGGUGGACGUGGAGGAGGAGGAGGAGAAGGUGCGGAGCUUGAGAGAGGCGUUCCGGGUGUACGAGAUGGACAACCAAGGGCGCAUCACCCCCAAGAGCCUCAAACGGGCGCUCGAAAGGCUGGGGGACUCCAGGACCACCAAGGAGUGCAUGGCCAUGAUUCGAAGGUUCGAUCUCGACGGCGACGGUGUGCUGAGCUUCGAGGAAUUCAGGGUCAUGAUGCUCUAAAAGAGACCAUGUACCCCUUGUUGUAGAUUAUGUUGAGAUCAUGCAGUGAUUCUUUCGCCUCGAUCAUUAAUCCCGAUCGAGCUUCCAAAUUCUUUCAUUUGUAUUCUUUGUAUGUUUACAUACAAGACACGACGAUAUUCUUGCAUCAGGCGAUGUCCGAGUCCUGAUGAUAUAUGGUCCAUAAAAUUCUCUCUUUAUGCAGAAAGAAAAAUAAGAUUUGAAGAAUUACUUAAAUUUGAGCAAA